This is a messenger RNA of Spirodela intermedia, 2370 nucleotides long. The record is from the annotation of a GenBank genome assembly. NCBI's taxonomy places the organism in Eukaryota, Viridiplantae, Streptophyta, Magnoliopsida, Alismatales, Araceae.
AUGGAUGACAAACAGAAAAAAAGACCAGCGGUUGUCAAUGGAGACGGAGGUAUAGAUGGGGUCCUGGCCACUGCAAUCAGGAAUGGAGAGGAUCUGUGUCCCAUCGUCAGACAUGCAUUCGAAGUGGGGAAGCCUGAAGUCCUCGUGAAUCAGCUCAGGAGCAUUGUGAAGAAAAAGGAAGUUGAGAUAGAAGAACUGUGCAAAGUUCACUACGAGGAGUUCAUUCUUGCUGUUGAUGAGCUUCGUGGUGUGUUAUUAGAUGCCGAUGAACUAAAAAAUGCUCUCUCCGGUGAGAAUUCCCAACUCCAAGAUGUUGCGAGUUCUCUUCUCUCGAAGCUCGAGGAGCUUCUUGCUAUAUACUCGAUCAAUAAGAACGUUGCAGAGGCCAUACAAAUGUUAAAGUUCUGUGGCCAAGUCUUGAAUCUGUGUUCAAAGUGUAACACGUAUAUUGCAGAGGCCAACUUCCACCCACUGGUCAAGACACUCCGAGUUAUUGAGAGGGACUACAUGCAAAAGAUAUCCAUCAGGGUCUUGCAGAGAGCGAUUGAGAAACGAAUACCAGCUAUUAGGUCCUACAUUGAGAAGAAAGCCUGCAGUGACUUCAAUGACUGGCUAGUCCAUAUACGCCAGAGCGCAAAGGAGAUUGGGCAAUUGGCCAUUGGACAAACUGCAUCAGCACGCCAGAGGGAUGCGGAGCUGAGAACGCAGCAACGGGAAGCUGAGGAACAGGGCCGUCUUGGAGCUGGAGAUUGUGCUUAUGCAUUGAAUGUGGAACAGAUGGAGGAAGGGUCUUUUAUAAAGUUUGAUCUCUUGCCUGUGUAUCGGGCACAUCAUAUUUACACUUGCCUCGGCAUUCAGGACCGUUUCCAAAAAUACUACUUUGAGAACCGGCUGCUGCAGCUGAAUUUGGACCUGGAGAUCUCCUCCUCGCAGCCAUUUCUUGAGUCUCAUCAGGGCUUCUUUUCUCAGAUUGCAGGGUACUUCAUUGUGGAGGAUGGGGUCCUGAGAACUGCUGGCAGGUUGUUGUCACACAGCCAGUUGGAGACGAUAUGGGAUACGGCCAUGGCCAAGAUGACUUCACUUUUGGAGGAGCAGUUCUCUGGCUUGGAGAUAGCAAGCCACUUCCUCCUGAUCAAAGACUACGUAACCCUUCUUGGUGCUACUCUCAAGCGAUAUGGGUACCAAGUAGCACCUUUACUUGAUGUUCUUGAUAACUGUAGAGACAGGUACCAUGAGCUCCUCAUCAAUGAGUUCCGAAAGCAGAUAAGUGAUGUGCUGGAAAAUGACACGUAUGAACAGAUGGUUAUAAGGAAGGAAUACGAGUACAAUAUGAAUGUGUUAUCUUUCAAUCUUCAGACGUCUGAUAUAAUGCCGGCCUUCCCAUAUAUUGCUCCUUUUUCCUCCUCUGUUCCUCAUGUUUGUCGCAUAGUCCGUUCUUUCAUUGAAGACUCUGUUAAUUACUUAUCUUACAGUAGCCAUGUUAAUCUCUACGACGUUGUGAAGAGGUAUCUUGACAAAUUCUUGAAUGAUGUUCUGAACGAGGCUCUCCUGAAGAUAAUCCACAAUGGCACAUUAGGCGUGUCCCCAGCAAUGCAGAUUACGGCUAAUAUAGCUGUUCUUGAGCAUGCUUGUGAACACUUCCUGCGACAGGCAGCCCAGCUUUGUGGAAUACCUGUGCGUCUGGUCGAGAGGCCUCAUGGUGGUUUGACUGCCCGAGCUUUGCUGAGGGCCACGCAGAAUGCUGCAUAUAUUGAAUUAUCUAACCUUGUGAGCUCAAAGAUAGAUGAGUUUAUGGAUCUUGUUAACAACAUCAAUUGGACCGCUGAGGAUCCUCCUCAGAUGGGAAAUGAGUAUAUCAAUGUGGUAUGCAUCUACCUCGACACUCUGAUCUCCACAGCCCAGCUGAUCUUUCCUCUGGAUGCCCUGCACAAGAUUGCGAGCGGGGCACUUGAACAUAUCUCCGACUCUAUAGUGACAGCUUUUCUUUGUGAGAAUGUGAAAAGGUUCAAUCUUAAUGCUGUCAUGUGCAUCGACAACGAUCUGAAGGCUCUGGAGACAUUUGCAGAGGAUAAGUUCCGGAGCACUGGCUUGAACAACGCUGAGAAAGAAUGCAACUUAAGGGACUGUUUAACUGAAGCCCGGCAGCUGGUCAAUCUUUUACUGAGCAAUCAACCCGAGAAUUUUAUGAACCCUGUGAUUAGGGAGAAAAGCUAUGGUGCACUGGAUUACAAGAAAGUUGCAAGCAUUUGUGAGAAGUUCAAGGAUUCACCAGACAGGCUCUUCGGGAGUCUUUCCUCUCGGAACUCGAAACAGAGCGCCCGGAAGAAGUCAAUGGACGCGCUGAAAAGAAGGCUUAAAGAUUUCAGCUGA